Molecule: messenger RNA, 873 nt
Organism: Funneliformis mosseae
Lineage: Eukaryota; Fungi; Glomeromycota; Glomeromycetes; Glomerales; Glomeraceae
Source: the annotation of a GenBank genome assembly
AUGGGUAAACAAAAAGGAAAAAAUAAAAUUGACAAAAACUCUGAUACUUCCGAUGAUGAAAGCGAAGAAUUCGUCGACGCUAAGUCUGAAAUGGAAAAUUCAGAUGCUGCUACGCCACCACAAAAUAAUGAAAAUCAUCCAUCUUCCUUUAUUAUUUCUGGUUUUAAGAAGGGGUAUAAGUUUGUCACCGAGGGUUUGAAUUUCUUUACACCUAAAUCUAAAAUUUCAGAAGAUGUUAGCUACACAAAAAUCAUAUUUCACGCGCAUUUUCCUAAGGUUCAUGUCGGAAUUCCUGUUAUAGUUGGUAAUAUAGAGGAACUUGGUAAAUGGAUAAAACCAAAAAUUUUUCUUAAGCAAUAUAAGAAAAAUAGAUCUUAUUGGUAUUCAGAUCCUAUUCAAAUCCCGAACGUAAGAUUUCAAGAUUCUGUUAGAUAUAAAUAUGCUGUGUGUAAAGUCAACAACCAAAACUACCUAAACUUAGAAUACGAAGGAUCUGGUCCAGAUGACGAUCGUGAGCUAGAAAUUCAACGUCAACAAUUCGAUAUUUGGAAAAAUAAUUCGGCUUAUCGCAUUAAUCAAAUCACUGAUUAUAUGUUUUUAAAUGUCAUUUAUAAAUCCGAAAACAUUAAGGAGAUGGUUAUAGAUUAUGAUAAUAUCCUUAAACAACAUCACGACUUAACUUUAUCCGUAACGAAUCUUGAAUUUAUUAGCAAACAUGUAUCGGAUAAAUCUAUUGAUAGACGUCUUUUUUUAUGCUUCCUUUUAGAACAGACCAAAAUAUUUGAAUUACCAAGAGAAUUUAAAACUGCUCACUUGCUACAAGCUUUCUUCACGGUUGAUCAAUACACAUUUCCAAGCGAUAGUAUGCAUGUU